CGGAGCGUCAGCGCUUAAGCAAGCUGCACACUGAGCCACGCUCACUCCAUCUGCUUCUUCUCCUUCUCCACAGUAAUAAUAAGCCGCAAACAUUAUUGCGAAUCGUUUCAUUAGCGUUUUCAAUCACUCUUUGUCAGCUUUGCGGUAUUUGUAUUAACUUUUUAGGAAGCUGGGACAAUUCAAAGCAGCGAUCAAGAACGCAUGGAUACCAGCGUGGUGCAUAUCCACCGAGGAGGAGAGCCCGAGGGCAUGUGUCCCUGGGACGGGGAGGGAGAGGCGGCGGCUGGGGGUUGCACCUGGGCGACUUCCGCCGCCUCCUCCUCGUCCUUGGACGCUUUGAACGGGUCGUGGGAGGGGGAAGCCGACGACGCCGAGCCUAUGUCGCCCAUUCACCCGGUCAUCGUGGCCGUGUACUCGCUAGUGUUCGUGGUGGGCCUGGUGGGCAACUGCCUGGUCAUGUACGUCAUCAUCAGGUACACAAAGAUGAAGACAGCCACCAACAUCUACAUCCUGAACCUAGCGGUGGCGGACGCACUGGUGACCACCACCAUACCCUUCCAGAGCACCGAUUUCCUGCUCAGCUCGUGGCCUUUUGGUGAGGUGGCGUGCAAGGUGUUCAUCUCUAUUGACUACUACAACAUGUUCACCAGCAUCUUCACGCUCACCAUGAUGAGCGUGGACCGUUACGUGGCCGUGUGCCACCCUGUCAAGGCCCUCGACUUCCGCACACCUGUCAAAGCCAAAGUCAUCAACGUGCUCAUCUGGGUGCUGUCGUCCACCGCCGGCAUGCCUGCUAUGAUUCUGGGUGGCACCAAGACCAACAAUGGGACAACAGAAUGCGCUCUCCAGUUCCCCGAGCCGUACAGUUACUGGGACACGCUGAUGAAGAUCUGCGUGUUCAUCUUUGCCUUUGUGGUGCCCGUCAUCAUCAUCAGUGUGUGCUACACGCUGAUGAUCCUGCGCCUCAAGAGCGUCCGCCUGUUGUCCGGCUCACGCGAGAAGGACCGCAACUUGCGGCGUAUCGCCCGCCUGGUUCUGGUGGUGGUGGCUGUCUUUGUGGUGUGCUGGACCCCCAUCCACAUUUUCAUCCUAGUCAAGGCCCUGUCGCCCCACGUGCCCGAGACCACGCCCGUCAUGGCCGCCUACUUCUUCUGCGUGGCGCUGGGCUACACCAACAGCAGUCUCAACCCCAUCCUCUACGCAUUCCUGGACGAGAACUUCAAGAGAUGCUUCAGAGACUUUUGCUGCCCCGGCUCCCGGAGGGAUUGCCAGGGGGUGAGCCGGGUCAGGAGCACCCUGAGGGACCACUCAUGUCCCCCGGACAACCGCGGCGACCCCAGGCAGGCCAGGCCCGUAUGACUAGCCGUGGACAGGUCCUCUGUGCUGGGACUCGAGGACUCCAACGAACUGUGCUUGACGCAAGUCACCACCGCUGUCUGAACCUCAUCCUGGGGGUCCACAACCUGUGAAAGGCACAUUGUGGUCUGCUUGUGAUGACACCAUGAUCAUCAUGUCACCAUGGUGGUCCACAACCGGUGAUGUUACCAGUGGUCCACUUGUGAAGUCACCUCGGUGGCGGCAUGGUCACGGUGGAUCACCAAUUGUGAUGUCACCGCAGCGGUCCACCUCUGAUGACAUGACACACUAAUGAUCACCUAUGGUGAUCGGGAACUUGUGAUGUCACUAAGAUGGUCCACUUGUCAUUCCACCAUGGUGGUCCGCAACUUCAAUCUCACCUUGGUCACCAUAGUGAUGAUGUCACCGCAGUGUUCAACUUGUAAUGUCAUCCGGCAGUCUGUUUGUGAUGACUCCAUAGGGUGGUCAGCCACUUGUAGUAUCAACCAUGGUGGUCCGCUAAUUGUGACAUCGUCAUACCGGAGAUGUGCCUGGCGGUUUGCAGCUCAUGAUGUCACCCGUGUUAAUCCGCUUGUGAUGUCAUUAUCGUGGUCUGCAAUGAUGGUUCACAAGCUGUGAUAUCAACCAUGGUGGUCUACCAAUUGUGAUGUCACCACGGUGGCUUGGUUGUAACAUAGACGAAUAUCCUGCUGUGGUGUUUUGACCACCGUUGAUUUAACACCUCAGUUAAUCACUUGUGUCUCCCCAUUUCACCUUAGGAAAAAUAACAUGGUGGCUGUAAUUAGCUUCACUUUGAUCCUUCGCAGAACCGUGCGUCCCGGUUGAUUUCUUUCCUGCAAUACACAGCACCUGCAAAGCAGACGUGGCUGAAAAAAAUGACAUUUAUGCUAGAUUGUGGUAUCAGUAUUAUUUUUGUGUGUAAAUAUAAAG
This is a messenger RNA of Hippocampus comes (tiger tail seahorse), 2286 nucleotides long. It is a transcript of the gene oprk1, whose product is annotated as opioid receptor, kappa 1. Gene Ontology annotation, biological process: sensory perception of pain; neuropeptide signaling pathway; G protein-coupled opioid receptor signaling pathway. Bases 202 to 1359 code for a protein of 385 amino acids. Gene Ontology annotation, molecular function: dynorphin receptor activity; neuropeptide binding. Lineage: Eukaryota; Metazoa; Chordata; Actinopteri; Syngnathiformes; Syngnathidae. The transcript is spliced from 4 exons. Gene Ontology annotation, cellular component: neuron projection; plasma membrane. The record is from RefSeq and is a predicted model, not a curated record.